Molecule: messenger RNA, 2297 nt
Organism: Prorocentrum cordatum
Lineage: Eukaryota; Dinophyceae; Prorocentrales; Prorocentraceae
Source: the annotation of a GenBank genome assembly
AGGUAUUUUGGCUCAAGGCGAGCCAGCUUGGCCCAGAGGGAUACGCACGAUGCCACGAUAAAGUAUCCCCAGACAUUGUCAUACUUUACGCCAGGGGCCAUGCGUUUGAAAGGCUCACGUGCAGGCACAGGCCAGCACGCUGUGAGGAGGCAGAACUCGCUGCAGCCGCCCGUGCCGCUCGAGGUGUUGUUGACUUGGUGCCCGAUCCGGCUGCACAGCGAUGGCGAGUGGCUCUUGGUAUACCUCGGGGACUUGGACAUCUGUGCCCUGGACGACUCUGGCUGCACAAUGCAGGAGCUGCUAGACUUGUGCUCCGAGCGCCUGGACGCUCUCGACGUCGAGGGCGGCGCUGGCUUCGCGGCGGUGGUGGACCUCCGGAGUGCGACCCCGGCGCAGCUGGGCUCCAAGUGGUGGCAGGUGUUUCUGCCGGCUUUCGUCGACCGCAUCGUCACGAGCUCUCGAGGGGCCCCUGGUGCCGUCUACGUGGUGCGCGGUGGCCGGACGGCGCAGCUGGCGGCAUCGAGGCUGCUGCAUCCACUCAGGCAAGUGGGUGUGCACGUCUACGUUGGCCACGACGAUGUAAAGGACCAGGAAGUACUGGUGAAGGCCGACCUGGGCGACGUCCUCGAGCAGAUGCGCAGGGACGAGACUUGCCCGGACGACUUCGCACUGAGACCUCGCACCCUGGGCCGCAGCGCCACGCUGCUGGCGGCCGUCCUGGCGACUCUGGCCUCGGCGACUCUCGCAGGAUCGUCUGUGGCUGCGGCGAUGUUCCUGGUGGGGCUGGGCAGACGGAGGGACAGAGCAUGAUGUUAAGAAUGUCUGAGUGCCAGGGCCAGACAGAGGCAGCUGGACGGUCCGAGGGGCGAAGGUGACGAGGAUCAGGGACGGAGGGGCUGACAGACAGGUCAAUGAAUACAGACUUCCAGCAGGGGGGCGAAAACACGUAGAGGCGAGACAAGACCAGAUGCACGUGUUGACGUUACGUCCACACGAGGGAGUGAGGUACUGGCGCCUCACGCCCAUCCGCGUCAGAUCGGGUGCUUGCGGUUGGUUUUGGCCACAAGUUUGCACAGUUCAGUAUUUGUACCGCCGGCCUUGCCCACACCCCGACCUCCACAAACCCUCCACAGACCCCUCGGGGAAUCUGGUCACCGACACCACCUGACAAUAUCCCCCUCACAGGCGAGCUGUCGCGAACCCUCUCACAACCAGUCUUCGGCAUCAGAUGUUUCUCAAAGUCUCGUGCAGAUCUCGCGCCAUCGCUCGCUUGCUCCCAGUCCGCCCACGAUCUGGAAAAGGUCACGCUCUGUGCUCGGCAUCGCUCUGGCAUGUGCGUUUGUUUUCACCGAAAAACACCCUGGAUCAUCGAGCAGAAACACACACACACACGAAACCGAACAAUUCAUGGGGAACGGCAGGCGCGUCGGCCUCCUGCGGCCCCCAACAGGCUCCCAAGAGGCACCCGAGGUGGACUGCUCUUCCCCUGUCGGCCGCAGCACGAGCCGCAGGCCCGCCCGCCACGUCCAUGCCGAGCUCAUCGCCAGUUAGUCGAUCACGCCCGUGCGAAGGUUCGUCUAGUGGUUUCCGCUCGACAGACAGAGAGAGAAGAGGGAACAAAAUAAAGAGAGAGAGAGAGGGAAAGAGAGAGAGAGAGCCUGAGUCCCAGGUUUUCCGCGCGGCGAGCGCAGCGAAGCAGGGGCGCCGCUGCCCCGCCCACUACGGCGGAAGGCGCACCCGCGCCCCAAGGACAGCGCGGGAGCUUCAGUGGGGCAAGAGGGACGUCAGAGUGAGCUACAGUCAACGCGCCCAAUAAGGGCGCGCGCCUUCAUCUAGGGCACCUUUGAGUCCUAGUGUCUGCGGCCCGUCUUCUGCCGUUUUUGCAGGUCGCCCGCCGCCCAACCGAUCCCAACUUCGGCCUCCAAGGCUUACACCCGUCGUGAAUACACGCUUUGAUUGCGCGGAGAGAAAAGCGGCAGAGCGGGGACGGGGGAAGCCGAGAGGGGGUCUUGACGGACAGGGCGGGAGCACGUAGGAGGCACAGCCCCGGCCCGCGCGCGGCGAGGCAGGGCUCGCGGUCGGCCUCGCAGGCUCCGCGGCCGUGGCGCGGCGGGCCGCACCGCGGCCCUCUCGUACGUUUGCGGCUCCCGCUGGCCGAGGCCGGUGUGGGGCAUGUCCGGCCGUAUGAGAGUUGCGCGGCAAAUGCUCGGCCGCGCGCGGAAGGGGGGUCGGGGCCGCGCCCCCUCCACAUACCCCCUGGUGCGCGCCGCCAACGAGUGCUGCGUGGCAAAUGCGGG